CCCGGAAAAAACAAGCGGGAGUAGAGAAUCAGUGAGAGGUGUUUGUCGCAACUCUCAAAACCCUUGGGCCAGGGUUUUUAGGGUAUAACCACUCAUUUGAACUCGCAGCUUCGGUAACCACCUUCUCAACGUUGUCGUGUGUGUGGCUUUCGAUCAAACCAUUUUUGAUUUAUAUGUCGAUCUAAGAGCUUAAGCAAGUGCAAGAUCAACAAAAAUGGCGUUGGCGUUCGACGAAUAUGGGCGGCCCUUCAUAAUCUUAAGGGAACAAGAAAGUAAGAGCAGGCUAAGAGGUUUAGAUGCUCAGAAAGCCAACAUUUCCGCCGGCACCGCCGUUGCUCGCAUCCUCCGGACUUCUCUUGGUCCUAAAGGCAUGGACAAGAUGCUCCAGAGCCCCGACGGCGACAUCACCAUCACAAAUGAUGGUGCAACAAUCUUGGAGCAAAUGGAUGUUGACAAUCAAAUUGGUAAACUGAUGGUUGAACUCUCAAGGAGUCAAGACUAUGAGAUAGGUGAUGGAACAACAGGAGUUGUUGUUAUGGCUGGAGCACUUCUAGAACAAGCUGAACGACUAUUAGAACGUGGUAUUCAUCCAAUUCGUGUUGCAGAAGGCUAUGAGAUUGCUUCAAAGAUUGCUGUUGAUCAUUUGCAACAAAUCUCACACAAGUUUGAGUUCAAUCCUACAAAUAUAGAACCCCUUGUUCAAACUUGCAUGACUACCUUAUCCUCCAAGAUUGUGAACCGUUGCAAAAGAAGUUUGGCUGAGAUUGCUGUGAAGGCAGUAAUGGCAGUUGCUGAUUUAGAGAGGAAGGAUGUUAACUUAGAUCUGAUUAAAAUUGAGGGAAAAGUUGGUGGGAAAUUGGAGGAUACAGAGCUUAUUUAUGGGAUUCUUGUUGACAAAGAUAUGAGUCACCCUCAAAUGCCAAAGCAUAUUCAGGAUGCUAAAAUUGCCAUUUUGACUUGCCCCUUUGAGCCUCCAAAGCCAAAGACUAAGCAUAAGGUUGAUAUUGAUACAGUUGAAAAGUUUCAAACUUUACGUGAGCAAGAAAGGAAAUACUUUGAUGACAUGGUUCAACAAUGCAAGGAUGUUGGGGCUACAUUGGUAAUUUGCCAAUGGGGUUUUGACGAUGAAGCAAAUCACUUAUUAAUGCACAGAAACUUGCCUGCUGUGAGAUGGGUUGGUGGUGUUGAGUUAGAGCUUAUAGCAAUAGCCACUGGUGGAAGAAUUGUCCCUAGGUUUCAGGAAUUAACAGCAGAAAAGCUAGGCAAGGCUGGUUUGGUUAGAGAGAAAUCAUUUGGCACCACAAAAGAUCGGAUGCUAUAUAUUGAGCAUUGUGCUAAUUCAAAGGCUGUAACCAUAUUUAUUCGUGGGGGUAACAAGAUGAUGAUAGAGGAGACAAAACGCAGCAUUCAUGAUGCAUUAUGUGUUGCAAGAAAUCUCAUCCGCAAUAACUCUAUUGUAUAUGGUGGUGGGGCACCAGAAAUUUCAUGCUCAAUUGCAGUUGAAGCAGCUGCUGAUAAAUAUCCAGGAGUUGAGCAGUAUGCUGUGAGGGCUUUUGCAGAUGCUUUGGAUUCUGUUCCCAUGGCUCUUGCAGAGAACAGCGGUCUGCAACCCAUUGAGACACUAUCUGCAGUCAAAUCUCAGCAAAUAAAGGAGAAGAAUGCGUGUUGUGGGAUAGAUUGCAAUGAUGCUGGUACAAAUGACAUGCGUGAGCAAAAUGUAUUCGAAACCCUAAUUGGAAAGCAACAACAGCUGUUGCUUGCGACACAAGUUGUGAAGAUGAUUUUGAAAAUUGAUGAUGUCAUCUCCCCCUCUGAGUAUUGAUUUGAUUUCCAGGUAUUUGACCCUUUUACCCUUUUUUUUCAAAGUCCUCAUUUUUGUGUUGUCGUAGAAAACUAGAAGUAUGGUAUGGUGUGAAUUGAACUUGUUUGUAUUGUUAAUCCUUAAAACCAUUAAACAAUGCAUUAUUAUUAUUAUUAUUUUUUUUUAUCUGUAUUUGAUAUUUAUAAUCAGUACCAG
Molecule: messenger RNA, 2017 nt
Organism: Lactuca saligna
Lineage: Eukaryota; Viridiplantae; Streptophyta; Magnoliopsida; Asterales; Asteraceae
Source: the annotation of a GenBank genome assembly